AUGCGUAGCUCUCACCGCAAGUCCCGGCACGGAUGUAGAGAAUGCAAGCAGCGCCAUAAGAAAUGCGACGAGAGUUCUCCAAUUUGCCUGAAUUGUUCCAUCACCAACCGCUCCUGUUCAUACCGCCACACACGCCCGUCUCAUCGGGCCUUUCAAACAAAACCAGCAGCACCACCAUUGACGCCGUCGCCGUCGCCGUCGCCAUCGCCGUCUGCAGUUCUGCCGUAUCCGCAAUGGGUUACCCAGGAGUGGCGAGCCCAGGAAUACAGCAUGGGACAUCUUGAGUUGCUUCACCACUUGGAAUCACCUGGGCUUGGGCAUGAGGAGGCGAGCAUCCUGCCGUUACCCUCAUCGAUACGCAGAGUGAUGAUGCAAUGCGCUCUCGCCAACCCUUUUCUCAUGGAUCAAGUUCUUGCCCUAUCGGCGGCACACCUGAGCACCGUUCACCGGGGACAGCAACAAGCCUUCCUCAACAAAGCAACGGAACUCCAGACGCGAGCGUUGACACUGUUCAACAGGUCCGAAUCGGCCAUCUCUCAACAGAAUUCGUGCGCCUGGUUUCUGUAUUCUUCGCUUCUUGGCCUCCAGGUCAUGUUUGAGACUUAUCAAAGCAACGACCUCGACUCUUUCCUCGACCAACUUAGCACCUACAUUCCGGUUCAUCAAGGUGUGCACGCGGUAGUACAAAAGGCAUGGCCGACCGUAAAGGACAUAGUCAGGGGAAUCGUUGGGUAUAACGAUUUCUCGGGAUCCAGGGGGCUUGGUAAGCGGCAGCCUCAGGAGUGUGAUGAUCUUGUCUCUCUCAUUGAUGAAUGUGAUCUCGGAGAGUCUGAUAAAGACAUAUGUCUUGAGGCUAUUGAGAUUCUCCAGUGGAUUUUCGAGAUCUAUCGCAUCAGUCCACCGACCCAAGUGCACUUCACCGUCGCGUGGUCAAUGCUCGUGCCAGCCAGGGACACCAUGGGCGCGGUGGUUGGUAUGGCCCAGGCAGCAGCUUAA
This is a messenger RNA of Trichoderma aggressivum f. europaeum, 996 nucleotides long. Its product is annotated as transcriptional regulator family: Fungal Specific TF. The transcript has 2 exons. Bases 1 to 996 code for a protein of 331 amino acids. NCBI's taxonomy places the organism in Eukaryota, Fungi, Ascomycota, Sordariomycetes, Hypocreales, Hypocreaceae. Gene Ontology annotation, molecular function: zinc ion binding; DNA-binding transcription activator activity, RNA polymerase II-specific. The record is from RefSeq and is a predicted model, not a curated record. Gene Ontology annotation, biological process: regulation of transcription by RNA polymerase II.